Seminavis robusta is the source of this 2892-nucleotide messenger RNA. NCBI's taxonomy places the organism in Eukaryota, Bacillariophyta, Bacillariophyceae, Naviculales, Naviculaceae. The record is from the annotation of a GenBank genome assembly.
AUGACUCGAUAUGGCUCAUACUCGACAAAGGGCUCUGAGGAAGUCUCUGUUGCUGAAAUGAACGAAGGAUCUGGAUGGUCCAAGAAGAAGGCGUUCGGGGCAAGGCUGAAACCGCUGGAGACCGGGGAAGCACCCCCACACGCACUGGGGGGAUCUUUUCCAGUCGAGGAGGAACGGCAGGAUGUCCCCGUAGUGUCGCCGACUGUGGUAUCACCAAGAACGUCUAGUGUCCGUGCCAUGGCGUUAAAGUUUGAGCAAGUUGCAGCCUCCAGGGAAGAGGCGCGCAGACGCUCGUUCUCGGUUGGAAGCCCCCUGUCAGAACGGAAGAAGCUGCUCCAAAAGUCACUGCCGAUUCCAUUGAACGAUUUACAAGAACAAAGUGAAGUACCGGCUCAAACUGAAGCAUCAGAGUCGUCCACCGGUAGCAAAGAUGACAACUUCUACGAGAAGAAACCAUUGCUCAGAAGCAAGAGAGGGAGAAACAUUCUGAAGAACAGGCAGACGUCAAGGUUUGCGGACAGGUUGAAGAUGUUCGAGAACAAGGCAGCAGCAGACUCAGACGAUAACUAUGGUCAUAAUCCCGCUACCGAUGAUACGGCAGCCAGUGGCACCUCGGCAGCAACUGGCACGACAGCUAACCAAACAGAGUACCACUACGCAGAGUUUAAUAAUGAUAUGGGUCAAGAAGAUGGCUCUUUUCUGUCGGUUGACUGCACCACAAUGUCGGCUCCCACUGUGUUCAUCCUCUCAACACCCGUUCCUGGGCCACACUCAGAACAGGAACAUGGAAACAGCGCCAACACGACCGUAUCAGAAUCUGAGCUGAGCACGUUGGACUACAGCAUUUUCUCCGAUGAGACGUUCAAUGUCAGGGAAGAAGUCGAUGCCAUGGGCCGGUUGCAACAUCAUGGCAGCAGGGAGAUGUUCGAAUCUUCUUACACGGAUGACAAGGAGGGGCUGGGAUUUGAAACAAGUCUCUCGCCCCAUAACAGCUUCAAUGAUGCCUUGAACGACAUUGAACAGAUCUUCGAGGAAGCCGCAAGACUUCCUCAGAGCCCCCCAAGGUCGCCACACAGCCCAAUUGAUGCAUCCCGAGGGGGAAACACACCCAAAGCCAACAACAGGGUCUAUGAAUGCGAACCUUCACAUCCGCCAGAAACCCAUUCACCUGUGUCCAAGGGGAGCUUCACAAGUCGGGACACGGUCCAAAGUAAAUUCGACCAACAUGAUGUCAAAGAUGAUUCCCCAUUCGAUGCCGUGGUCCGCGGUUCGGUUGAUCAGGAGGUCGAGGUCCUUCACCAUGAUGAUGAUGCUAAGGUGCCGCUGAACGACUCGACGUUCGAGAACCAAGUUGAUACGCAAGAUACUGACACCCCUCCCCAAGAUGAUGUCCAGGUGCCAUUUGAUGAAGCGGCUGAAGCAAGGCCACGGCAGGUACCCAUUCUGAAAGGGAGCGGCUCGGGCUCCCCAUCGCAAGGCCUUCUCAACGCAUCCUUUUUCAGUACAGUCGAACAGGAAGAUGAACGGAGCAAGGACAAUGAGGAAAGUGCGAAUAUUGAAGAUGAUACAAUAUUGGCUAUGACGGAGGACGAUGACAAUGAUGAAGAGGAGGAAGACUCGAUGCUGCGAGAGCUCGAGGAAGAGUUCCAAGAAGUAGAAUACCAGGAAAAAGAUUAUCAUGGAGUACAAUGCCAACAAGAAGCUCGCCAAGGAGAAGAAUACGGAGAAGGAGAAGAACAUGGAGAAGAAGAAUAUGGAGAAGAAUACCGAGUAGAAGACUACGGAAAAGAAUAUGUAGGAGUAGAAGGUCGUGUAGAAACCCGGCAAGACGAAAUCCAAGAUCAACGAGAGGUAACACCAACGAAGACACAGAGUUCAUCGACUCAACGAGAUUGGGACGGUCGCGGUUAUGGCUUGCACGACCUCAACUCUUUGUUCAACUCUCUGGAGGAAGGCUCCAACGAUGAUGUUGUUGGAGACACAGUCAAUGGAGAUGACGCUCAAAAUCCUGCAGACUCGGGUUGGCCUGCCGAGUUUAACUACACGGAUACCGAGGAUAAACGCCAUCAAACUGAGAAGGACAUUCAAUUGAACGGUUUGGAGGCCAAUCUUGAGGCGGCGGAUAAUGGAUCGGCAUUUUCAGCACCAGCAGCAAGACGCUACGAAAUGUCGAGCGAAAAGGAACAGCAGCCAAUCAAGGGCAUUCUUAAGAACAAGAUGGAUCCAUUAACACCGAACCCUCCAACAUCAGCAUCUCCGGUGUCCUCCGCAAGCUGGUACAGCUCAAGCACCUCAGUUCCUAGUGGGGGCUCUGAGAUUUCUCAACAGCAUUCGCAGACUCCUCGCCUGGCUGUGCCCAUCCUUCCUACCAAUGCCAAUAAUAAUCGCUACAGCAUUGGAGCAUGUGUCAAUGCGCAUUUGGCUGAAAACCCACCGGAAGGUGUUUCCGAAGUCUCGUCACAGUGCAGCAGUCCCCAACCUCCACAAAAUCAGAGCUCUGCAACCUGGCAAGAAAAAGAAGAUGGCUCUGUCGCCUCUCGUAGUUUACGAAACCAGACUGGGUCCCCGUGUUCAAUGGACCCACAAUUCAGCAGAAGCAACCAAGAACCGCAGCAAGACUUCGACGAGAUGGCACAAGCUGUGACAACAAUGGCCAAAACAGCAUCUACAGCCGUCUUGGACGCACUCGUUGAUACAGCUGACAAAAUAGUCGUUGCACCCCUUCUGUCGAUUUUCAACUGCGUGGAUCAGUCAGAGAGCAUUCUGUGCCAGGGCGCAUCUGCCGAGGAUUGCUGGGGCUCUGCCAUGAGUCGAAGUGCUAUGAGAAAGAAGCGCAGUGGAAGGAGGAAGUAUCAGCACAGCAAGCGUGCUACUCGAAAGUUCAAGGCUUAG